Molecule: messenger RNA, 594 nt
Organism: Lottia gigantea (owl limpet)
Lineage: Eukaryota; Metazoa; Mollusca; Gastropoda; Lottiidae
Exons: 4
Biological process (GO): regulation of transcription by RNA polymerase II
Molecular function (GO): protein dimerization activity; DNA-binding transcription factor activity, RNA polymerase II-specific; RNA polymerase II cis-regulatory region sequence-specific DNA binding
Source: RefSeq, a predicted model, not a curated record
GCUGUGAUACCUAGCCAGUUCAGUAAUGGAGGCAGCCCGAUUCCAGAGGCACCAGAACAGAAGUUUGCUUACUUCCAAGGGGCUGGUGAUGCUACAGCUGUCGCAACACAACAGCAAUCUACUGAUGUCACAGCUGCAGCUUUAGGUCAAUUUUACGUGAUGAUGUCCCCACAAGAUGUAUUACAGAACCAAAGGAGUAUAGCUCCCAGAACGUCUUACACGCCCAAAAUGGACGGAAGAUCUCCCAGAGAUGACAGACGUAGAGCUACACACAAUGAAGUUGAAAGGAGGAGAAGAGAUAAAAUCAACAACUGGAUAGUUCAGUUGUCUAAAGUGGUUCCAGAUUGUGCUGCAGAACAAGCCAAGACUGGUGCUAGUAAAGGAGGAAUAUUAUCAAAAGCGUGUGAUUACAUAACAGAAUUACGGACAUCUAACGCCCGAAUGGCAGAAACUCUGAAAGAAACAGAACGUAUUUCUGUAGACAAUGAAUUACUUAGACAACAGUGUGAGGAACUUAAACAAGAAAACAACAUUCUGCGUAAUCAUUUACAACAGCAUGGCAUAGUUCCACCUGAUAUGCCUUCUUCCACCUAA